GAUGCACUGGACAGUAACACCCCGCGGAAGUUGAACAAACUAAAAAACUUGCGAAAAAGCAGCAGUUAGGGCAGCAGAUUAAGUCAGCAGGCUGAGAGCAGAGGAGACACUUCUGACUGCUGUCCUGUCCUGUCCUGAGCUGGGCUCCGGCUAAUUCCUGCUUCACACAAACACUAACACACAGGUACCAUGGCAGAGAGGGUGCUGGUGGUCGGCAGUGGUGGACGGGAGCACGCGCUGGCCUGGAAACUGGCCCAGUCGCCGCAGAUCCAGCAGGUCCUGGUGGCCCCGGGUAAUGCAGGCACAGCCAAUUGUGGGAAGAUCAGCAACUCUGAGGUGUCGGUGAGUAACCACGCCAUCUUGGCUCAGUUCUGUAAGGAUCAUCAUGUCGGGCUGGUUGUGGUCGGACCUGAGGUGCCACUGGCGGCAGGUAUUGUCGAUGACCUGACGGCUGCAGGAGUGCCCUGUUUUGGCCCCUCUGCCAAAGCAGCUCAGUUGGAGGCCAGCAAAAGCUUUUCCAAGGCCUUCAUGGAGCGUCACGGCAUCCCCACAGCCCGCUACGGCUCCUUCACUGACCCCCAGGAGGCCUGCAACUACAUCCGCACGGCCGACUUUCCGGCGCUGGUGGUGAAGGCCAGCGGGCUGGCAGCAGGGAAGGGAGUCAUUGUGGCUAGAGACCAGGACGAGGCCUGUCAGGCUGUGAUGGACAUCAUGAAGGACCGAGCCUUUGGAGCUGCAGGGGACACUGUGGUGGUUGAAGAGCUCCUUGAGGGAGAGGAAGUGUCUUGUCUUUGCUUCACUGAUGGCUGCACAGUGUCCCCGAUGCCUCCAGCACAGGAUCACAAACGGCUGGAGGACGGCGACCUGGGGCCAAACACCGGCGGUAUGGGGGCCUACUGCCCUACCCCUCAGGUGAGCCAGGAGCUGCUGCAGCAGAUCAGAGAGACGGUCCUUCAGAAGACUGUGGACGGGAUGAAGGAGGAGGGCACUCCGUAUGUGGGUGUGCUGUACGCAGGGCUGAUGUUGACCAAGCAGGGGCCGAAAGUCCUCGAGUUCAACUGUCGCUUUGGAGACCCAGAGUGUCAGGUGCUGCUGCCUCUCCUGAAGAGCGACCUAUAUGAAGUGAUCUUGAACACACUGAAAGUCAAACUGGUCUCCAACGCCCCCGUGUGGCACCAGGACAGCUCUGCAGUCACCGUGGUCAUGGCCAGCGCUGGUUACCCCGGCUCCUACAAGAAAGGAGUAGAGAUCACAGGUUUGUCCCAGGUUCAGGACUCAGGGCUGCAGGUUUUCCAUGCCGGCACCGCUCUGAAGGACGGAGGCGUAGUCUCCAGCGGUGGGCGUGUCCUGACCAUCACUGCGGUCAGGCCCUCCCUAGAGGCGGCCCUGCAGGCGGCCAAUCAGGGCGUGGCGGCCGUAGGCUUUCCUGGUGCCGUGUACCGCCGCGACAUCGGCCACCGGGCCAUCGCCCACCUGAAGCAACACAGAGGUCUGACCUAUAAGGACAGUGGAGUGGACAUUGCUGCCGGUAACAAGCUGGUGGACAUGAUCAAGCCUCUGGCCAAGGCAACAUCCCGCCCUGGGUGUAACGCAGAACUGGGAGGCUUUGCUGGGCUGUUUGACCUGAAGGCAGCAGGUUUUGUCGACCCAAUCCUGGUGUCAGGGACAGACGGAGUGGGGACCAAACUCAAGAUCGCCCAGGCGUGCGGCCAGCAUGGCGGCCUGGGUCAGGACCUGGUGGCCAUGUGCGUAAACGAUGUGCUGGCUCAAGGCGCCGAGCCACUCUUCUUCCUUGACUACUUCUCCUGCGGCAGCCUGGACGUGGAAGUCGCCGCCUCGGUGGUCGGCGGCAUCGCUAAGGCCUGCGAGAUGGCCGGCUGCGCUCUGCUGGGUGGUGAGACAGCAGAGAUGCCGGGCGUCUACGCUCCAGGAGAGUACGACCUGGCCGGGUUCUGUGUUGGGGCAGUGGAGCGUGGGGCCCUGCUGCCCAGGAUGGGGGACAUCGCCGAGGGGGACCUGUUGAUAGGACUGGCCUCCUCUGGGGUCCACAGCAACGGCUUCAGCCUGGUCCGCAAAGUGCUGGAGAGGGCCCACCUCAGCUACAGCUCCCCUGCUCCUUUUGGGAAGCCGGGACAGACAGUCGGCGAGGUUCUGCUGACACCAACAAAGAUCUACAGUCGUCUGCUGCUGCCAGUUCUCCACAGCGGCGCUGUCAAAGCCUACGCUCACAUCACAGGGGGUGGGCUUCUGGAGAACAUCCCGCGGGUGCUGCCCCAGGAGCUGGCAGUCGAUUUAGAUGCCUCUCGCUGGAGCAUCCCCCCCGUGUUCUCCUGGCUGCACAAGGAGGGGGGUCUGAGCGAGGAGGAGAUGUCUCGCACCUUCAACUGUGGCCUGGGGGCAGUGCUGGUGGUUGCGCCCCCGGAUGCUCAGAGGGUCCUACGCCAGCUUCAAGCACACGAAGAGGCCUGGAUCGUGGGCUCACUGGCGCACAGGCAACAGGGGGCAGAACCUGUGGUGGUCCGCAACCUGAAACACAGCCUGCUGAACGCAGGACCUGCUUCCAGUGGAGAGCUGGGUGUCGAGCAGAACGGUGGUUGCCGUGGUGACAGCAGCACACCACGCAAGAGGACCAGAGUGGGUGUUCUUAUCUCUGGCACAGGCACCAACCUGCAGGCGCUGAUAGAGCAGGCCAAGCGUCCAUACAGCUCUGCAGAGAUUGUGGUGGUCAUCUCAAACAGACCUGGAGUUCAGGGCCUGAAGAGAGCAUCGUUGGCUGGGAUCCAAACACGGGUAGUGGACCACAAACUGUAUGGGAGCCGAGCGGAGUUCGAUGGCACCAUUGAUCGUGUGCUGGAAGAAUUUGGGGUGGAGCUGGUGUGUCUGGCCGGAUUCAUGAGGAUCCUCACGGGGACGUUCGUCAAGAAAUGGAAUGGAAAGCUGCUGAACAUCCAUCCAUCCCUGCUGCCCUCAUUCAAGGGGGUGAAUGCCCAAAAGCAGGCUCUCCAGGCUGGGGUGCGGGUCAGUGGCUGCACAGUCCACUUUGUAGCAGAAGAGGUGGAUGCAGGAGCCAUCAUCGUACAGGAGCCAGUGCCCGUGCUGGGCAGCGACACAGAGGAGAGUCUGUCCGACAGAAUCAGGGAGGCCGAGCACCGAGCCUUCCCAGCCGCUCUGGAGCUGGUGGCCAGUGGCACGGUCAGACUUGGAGAGGACGGACACAUCAUGUGGAAGUCCAGUGCACAGAGUUAGAGAGUGCACAUCAACUUAGCUGUACGUUACUGCCAGCCAUUACAGGAAUACUUCACCCCCUAAAUGAUUAUUGGUAUAUCAGUUAUUCACCUUGUGUUAGGUUGAAAUUGCAAAGAAAUCAUGGUUUUUCUCUCAUAUCUCCAUGGUGAACGAAGAAUCCAAAAACAGAGAAAAUUCUUGAUGAACUGAAGUCAUAGGAGUCCAUGUUUAACAACAGCUUGGAUUAUACUGCACAAGUUGUGUGAGUUUGUAAAGAGAUGUUUUGAUGUAGCUCUCACUUGUUCAGUGUGGACACCUUUAACUUCAAUUCAUCAAGAAUUUUCUCCGUUUUUGGAUUCUUUGUUUACUGUGGAGGCAUGCGAGAAAAACAAAGUGUUCGUCACUAAUUCAACAUAACAUUGGGUAAGUAAUUGAAAUAUAAGUGGUCAUUUAGAGGGUUGAAGUAUUCCUUUAACAACAGUUUACUUUUAUCACAUGAAACUGGUCUUAUUAACACAAGAAUUACACUAACAAGGCAUCAACUUAGGUCAAAAUAUUAACUUUUUACUGUUCCAAUGUCCCAAACAUUCCUUUUUCAGACUGUCAUGCCCAGUUGAGUUCAUGGGAUGCUUAAAGCUUGCAAACACACUUAGAUUUCCUAGCAGCAUUUCAACUUAUUGUGAGUAAAGAAGCAUCAUACUUGAAGAAGAAUUACAUUCCAAUUGUAUUUUUGAGAAAUGCGAGGAUCACACUGGAAUUUAAAAAAAAAAAAAAAAAAAAGGUACUGUCCCAGUGGAGUAUAAUUAUGAAUAUUUGAAUGUCUGUGUAGCUGAAACUGUGAGUAUGUAAUUAAACCUGCCUGGGUGGAUGCAAGGAG
Epinephelus moara (kelp grouper) is the source of this 4102-nucleotide messenger RNA. It is a transcript of the gene gart, whose product is annotated as phosphoribosylglycinamide formyltransferase. The record is from RefSeq and is a predicted model, not a curated record. Gene Ontology annotation, biological process: adenine biosynthetic process; 'de novo' IMP biosynthetic process. Gene Ontology annotation, molecular function: ATP binding; phosphoribosylformylglycinamidine cyclo-ligase activity; metal ion binding. NCBI's taxonomy places the organism in Eukaryota, Metazoa, Chordata, Actinopteri, Perciformes, Serranidae. Bases 190 to 3246 code for a protein of 1018 amino acids. The transcript has 23 exons. Gene Ontology annotation, cellular component: cytosol.